Molecule: messenger RNA, 1907 nt
Organism: Triticum dicoccoides
Lineage: Eukaryota; Viridiplantae; Streptophyta; Magnoliopsida; Poales; Poaceae
Product: histone-lysine N-methyltransferase 2B-like
Exons: 2
Coding region: 326-1573 (415 amino acids)
Biological process (GO): nucleosome assembly; chromosome condensation; regulation of DNA-templated transcription
Cellular component (GO): nucleosome; chromatin; nucleus
Molecular function (GO): double-stranded DNA binding; nucleosomal DNA binding
Source: RefSeq, a predicted model, not a curated record
GGGGGAGCCGUCCUCGUCGGCGGCGGCCGCCGCCGCCGUGCCCAAGCGCCGGGAUCCCACGCCGGAUCACCCACCGUAUUCAUGGGUAAUCACUCCUCCCCGGCCGAUUAAUCGCCUACCUAUUCCUCCCCGCUUAUUCGGUCGAUUCUCUCUCUCUCCACCGGAAGAACAGUUGGAUUUGCUCUUUAAUCUCCACCCACCCACCUGAAUCGAAUUAGGAAAUCACUAAUUGAGCAUCGCCAGCGACGGAUGCUCCUCAUUGAUUCGGAAAGAAAAAUUCGAGCAUCGUCUCCGAUGUGAGGAGAAAUCGCUUGCGCUCAAUCUGAUGAUCGAAGAGGCGAUCCAGGCGCUGGGCGAGGACGGCGGCUCGGCGGAGUCCGCCAUCUCGGGCUUCAUCCGCGACAGGUACCCCGGCGUCCCCGCCGCGCACGACAGGUUCCUCCGCUACUACCUCGCCAAGCACGUCGCCGAGGGCCUCUUCGUCUGCGCCGCGCCUGGGCGGUACUCUUGCUGCUCCGACGACGAGCCCCAGCCCGAGCUCGCACUCACCGAGGUCCUGGCGGCGGCGGCUGCGCCGGCCAAGGCUGGGCCUCCGCCGACAGAGCCCAAGCGCGCCCGCGGUCGGCCCAGGAAGGAUGACUCGCUGGUGGUGGUCAAGCGUGGUCGCGGUCGGCCUAGGAGGGAUGAUUGGCAGACCGCUGCGGUGGCGGUGAGUGCUGGGCCUCUGAUGACAGGGGCCAAGCGCGGGCCCGGUCCGCCUAAGAAGGAUGGCUCGCCGGCGGCAGGGGCCAAGCGCGGCCGCGGUCGGCCUCGGAAGGAUGGCUUGCCGGCCAAUCCGGCUUCUGGCAAGAAGUUUGUGAGCGGGUCGCCAUCCGCGAUGCCCAAACGCCGUGGCCGGUCUCGCCUUCUGACGGAGGUAGGGGCGGCCGACGUCCCGGGCGAAGCGCUCGUCACGGACAAGAAAGACAACAAUGAGGCUCCAUCCGCCACUGAUAAGAACCAUGGGGAACCUCGCGAGCUGGCACUUGUGAUCGUCAACGACGGCUCUGGUGCAGCAUUAGUCACGGAGGAAGAUGGCGGCGAGGCUCCAGCAGCCAAGCGGCCGCUCUUGGCCAAGGAACCUGCAGCAUUCAGUACGCCAGAGUGCAGCACCCAGCCCUGCAAACUGCCCCUUGUGGCAGCUGACGAAAACUCUGCUCCGGCCCUAGCCUCCGACAAGGAGGGUGACACCGAAGCUCCAUUUGUGAAGCACAAGCGCCGUCGUCGGACCUGCAGAUCAGAGCCGGCAAAAUCCACCUGCGGCUCUGCCUCAACAUCAAUUGCAGACAAGAAGGCUGGUGGCAACGUUGCAUCUGCUCCGCCCAAGGGCCGUGGCUGGUUGCGCAAACCGACAUUGAUGGAUGCCGCCGCGGAUGAAAUUACACCCAAUGAGGCUCGGUCAGCAUUGGUCAAGCCGCGCCGCAAACCUCGCAAACAAUUUCUGCUGAACUUUUAUGACGAGGUACCAAAUAAUCCGAAGUUUUGUGUCCUCGCAUUGCCUGCCCAGGUGCCAGGGGCAACAAAGGCGCCGUAGUUCUGAAGCAUGGCAGCUCAUGAAACAUCGUCACAUAGUUGAAAGAACACCUCUUCAGUUCCUAAAUGCAGUGCACAGGACGGUAGCUUUUGUGUUCUAUCCAUCAUCGGUAGUUUUAGGUUUUUCUUUAUGUUGUUGUUGAACUUCAGCAGUUUUAGGGGUUGUUUGAACUAGGUAGGGAUAUUUCUUUUCGGAGCUCCAGUUUAGUUCAAGUCUGAACAAAUACCACCAUCCGUCCAACGAGGCCCCGAGGGUUUGGCUUGAGACUGAAUUUGUAUGAAUCUCGUCAGCUCAUGCAAAAAGAGAAACAGAUGCAAUUGUUCUGGUUCUUUGA